Molecule: messenger RNA, 1081 nt
Organism: Triticum urartu
Lineage: Eukaryota; Viridiplantae; Streptophyta; Magnoliopsida; Poales; Poaceae
Source: RefSeq, a predicted model, not a curated record
CUCCCCCCUCCCCGCCGCCUCCCCUCACCUUCUCUCCCCGAUCCAGAUCCACACGCCACCGCCGCCCCUCAUCUCCCUCGACGCCUCCCAUCCCCACCGACGACCUCGAUGUCCUUCUUCCCCUCCCCUCCCGCGCGGAUGCACGCAACCACGAGAGCACCAGCCCCUCCAUCCGUCUCCCCGCGCGCGCGAGUAGCCGGAGGAGGUCUUGAGCGGGCGGCAAAUGCGAUAGGAGGCAGAGAUGGGGUCGAGGACCAAGGAGUACUGCGGGUGGCUCAUCGUGGCGCUGGUGCUGGCGCUCGUCGGAGCCGCCCGCCCGACUCCGCCGCUGACCUCGCCAUCUUGUCCACUCUGGCCACGACGCGGCGGGCGGAUCCAGGCCGUGCGAGCGAGACGGCGGCCAGAUCCUCGACGGCGAGGACACGCAGCGGUCCCUGCCGGCCAAAUCAGCCACCUCUCUCACCAUCGACGGUGCGUGCUCAACGCCGAGAUCCGCCGCGCCAAGGCCAAGCUCCUCGAGGAGGAUCCACCCAAGCUACACGCCGGCCACAACCCCCCACCAGCGAAUCUUCUCGGGCGGAUUCGCGUCCUCCUCCCAAAGCAGUCGUCCCCGGCGAGCCCUCCUAGUGGCCAGAGGAGGUGGAGGAGAACUUCACCCCUGCCUCCUCUCCCCCAACACGUGGGCCACAACCCUUCCCUUGGCGCGGCGCAGGGGAGUGGCCCUGCCCUCGCCGACGAGGGCCGUCAUGGGCUCCAACCGCGCCCUCUUGCCGGCGGACUGCUGGUCAUGUCAGCCACCGGCAGCAUCUCCCAAGGUGAAGUGCGAAUCCAAGUUCGAAGCUGUGAAGCAUAUCAACAAAGACUAGAAUAUUAUGUGUUGUAAAUGUAGGUAGUAGUAGGCUUAUCUGGGCUAUAGUAUACUGUAACAUUUGUAAUAGACUAAUGUUGUGUUGUUUUGGACGAAUUUCAUUUGCUAUUUGGAUUGUUUGAAAUAAUGAUUGUGUAUGUGAUUUGAAUACCCGUCAAAUGGAAACCUGACAAGGGGGUCCAAGUUAUAAUGGCUGUUUGACAGAUUUUGAAA